Messenger RNA from Penicillium atrosanguineum, 777 nucleotides. Its product is annotated as GNAT family N-acetyltransferase. Gene Ontology annotation, molecular function: acyltransferase activity, transferring groups other than amino-acyl groups. The record is from RefSeq and is a predicted model, not a curated record. NCBI's taxonomy places the organism in Eukaryota, Fungi, Ascomycota, Eurotiomycetes, Eurotiales, Aspergillaceae. The coding region runs from base 1 to 777 and encodes 258 amino acids. The transcript has 2 exons.
AUGACCGUUCUCUUCAAUCAGUUGACGAAAGAGCCCUACCUUAGGUUGCCCGCUCCACAAUCCAACAUUAUCAUCACUCCACACAGAUCGGACAACAUUGAUGAAGACGCCAAAUCCUUGUCUAACAUCCUCAACGAUCCAAAGGUGUAUCCUUGGCUAGAACGAACGCCCUAUCCGUAUCUGCACGAGCACGGUGUGGAAUGGAUUGAGGCGCACUGCAAAGAGAAUAAAAAGGGGUUGUCAACGUUGCGGAAGAACUUGGAACAGGACGAGAUCAUCAAUACAAAAAACGCCGUUGGUCGAGAAUUCAUCGAUGAUUGUCCAUUCACUUGCAUUCGUGAGGUUCUAGCUGAUGAUCCUGACACUGGGGCUCCGCUUAAGGAUCGUCUGAUUGGUGACAUGAAGUUGGCCCGAUACACAUUCUACGAACACCUCAACGAUAGCGAGCAAAGAUCCAAGGCGCAGCUCAAGAAUAACGAAUUGCCUGCUGGAGAUGAAAACAUAAUCUGGACGCUUGGAGAUUUCCUUGCACCUAGCCACCAUGGCAAAGGAAUCAUGUCACUCGCAGUGCGAACUCUCAUUCACGAUUGGGGUAUCCCGCACUUGAAUGUUCACCAUAUCAAAUGCUAUGCAUUUGUGGGUAAUGAGGGUAGUCUGAGGGUGUUCGAAAAGAAUAACUUUGAAAGAGGGCACACGUUGGAAGAUUGGGUCCCGGUUCCUGAAAGCCGAGGAGGUGGGAAGAAGUCGAUUGUCUUGGUGACAUGGCGGGGUGUUUAG